Molecule: messenger RNA, 2415 nt
Organism: Hippopotamus amphibius kiboko
Lineage: Eukaryota; Metazoa; Chordata; Mammalia; Artiodactyla; Hippopotamidae
Gene: SLC35B4
Product: solute carrier family 35 member B4
Exons: 10
Coding region: 254-1249 (331 amino acids)
Biological process (GO): transmembrane transport
Cellular component (GO): Golgi membrane; endoplasmic reticulum membrane
Molecular function (GO): UDP-xylose transmembrane transporter activity; UDP-N-acetylglucosamine transmembrane transporter activity
Source: RefSeq, a predicted model, not a curated record
CUGGGAAGUGUAGUCUGACCCGGAUUCGGACGCCCCCUCGAAUGAAUGGGGCCUCGGCUGACUGCGAACUACAGCUCCUCCGCCGGCAGCGUUGGGGGCGGCCUCUGAGACAAGGGAGACCGCGACGGCCCCGGGAGAGCAGCGCUCCGGGACGGUGGUGAUGUUCAGCGCCGCGGCGAGAUAGCAGCCGGGCUUCUUGGGGUAGUGGUCUACGCGGGCGCUGCGCGCUCGCUCCCUUUCUCCUGCCCCGGCCAUGCGCCCGGCCUUGGCGGUGGGCCUGGUUUUCUCAGGCUGCUGCAGUAACGUGAUCUUCUUAGAGCUGCUGGCCCGGAAGCAUCCAGGAUGCGGGAACAUCGUGACAUUUGCACAGUUUUUAUUUAUCGCUGCGGAAGGCUUCCUCUUUGAAGCUGAUUUGGGAAGGAAGCGUCCAGCUAUCCCAAUAAGGUACUAUGCUGUAAUGGUGACCAUGUUCUUCACUGUCAGCGUGGUGAACAACUACGCCCUGAAUCUCAACAUCGCCAUGCCCCUGCACAUGAUAUUUAGAUCUGGUUCUCUAAUUGCCAACAUGAUUCUAGGAAUUAUCAUUUUGAAAAAAAGAUACAGUAUAUUCAAAUAUACCUCCAUCGCCCUGGUGUCUGUGGGGAUAUUUAUUUGCACUUUCAUGUCAGCAAAGCAGGUGACUUCCCAGUCCAGCUCAAGUGAGAAUGAUGGAUUCCAGGCAUUUGCAUGGUGGUUGCUAGGUAUUGGGGCACUGACUUUCGCUCUGCUGAUGUCAGCAAGGAUGGGUAUUUUCCAAGAGACUCUGUACAAACAAUUCGGGAAGCACUCCAAGGAGGCUUUGUUUUAUAAUCAUGCCCUUCCACUUCCUGGUUUCAUCUUCUUGGCUUCUGACAUUUAUGACCAUGCAGUUCUAUUCAAUAAUUCUGAAUUAUAUCAGGUUCCAGUCCUUGGUGUGACGGUGCCCAUCAUGUGGUUCUACCUCCUCAUGAACGUCAUCACUCAGUACGUGUGCAUCCGGGGCGUCUUCAUCCUCACCACGGAAUGCGCCUCCCUCACCGUCACCCUCGUCGUGACUCUACGCAAGUUCGUGAGCCUCAUCUUCUCCAUCUUGUACUUCCAGAACCCUUUCACUCUGUGGCAUUGGCUGGGCACCUUGUUUGUCUUCGUUGGGACCCUAAUGUACACAGAGGUGUGGAACAACCUGGGGACCACCAAAGGCCAGCCUCAGAAGGAGGACAAGAAGAACUGAGGCCUGCCUGGAGUAGAGACCAGAGGCUAGUGAGCUGGGGUCUGGCCACCAUUUCACCUUGGUUAAUGCUGAAUUACCCCCCGUGUAUCAGAGGAUCGUCAGAAGGAGGAAUUUCUCUGAUUUCUCAUGACUACACAGAGCGACAUUUGUGGACCCUGAAUAGAAGCCCCUCAACCCUGAAACAGCAAAAAGAGCAGUUCUCCACUACUGAACAGCCUAUCCAUUUGUUAUUUCUGUUUUGUUUAUCAAAGUAUUUAGCACUAUACUUGUUUAUUGAAAUCUGAGUCCCCAGAGCUACUAGUUUUACAUCCAUGGUCUCGGACAAGAUUGCCCCGUUCUGUUGAUUCUCUGCUGUAACAGUCAUUAUCCUCCUGUGGCCUUUCCCCUUGUUCCGUCACCCUGCCACCCACAGCAGCACUUUUCAGUCAGACGCUCCAGGCACCUCCACCAGGAACAACUGAGUGGCCGAGUGGACUGAGGCACUGGUGAUACUGGGGCUGGGCUUUCUCCUGUGUGUUGGGGAAGAAGCAAGUAUCCCUGUGUGCACUGUGACCCUGGGGCAGGACUGGUGGGAAUCCUUUCCCAAGUUUUUCCAUUUUUUGUUUCUGUGCAGAAGUCGUAUGCUUUCACGCCUUUUGCUUUCUGUGCUUAGAACAAAGUGCAGCAUCUCUCUGGCGCAGUGCUAGUAAGAAAAAAAGGUUGUGCAUGAAUUGGGAAAGAGAGACUUUUUCUCUCCGUCUUCUGUUUUCUGAGUCAUUAGCCUCGAGCUGAGAGGGUGACGCCAGGAUGGCCCAGGAGAAACUGGCCCUGGGGAGGGGGCACCCAGAGGACCACGGCUCCCCUGCUAGACCCAGCCAGGCACUCAGGGCUGGUUCCACAUGGGGGAGGUUAGGUCUUUGGAAUGCUUCUUAACCAGAGAAGUUCAGCUCUGCCUGGCAACUUUGAUAGAGUUAUGACCAGUCAGGCUGAUGAGUAAACCAAUGUAUUCAGUGGGUGUAGGUGUGGUGUAUCAGUCAAGCCAAAUCACAAAAUAAGGUAUCUUAAUGUUCUUGAUGGAUAUGGGUGUGUGUGUGUUUUAUUCAAUGUAGAAACAUGCCCCCCUUUUGCUAAUCAUUUUUCAAAGGUCUGGUUUUCCUCCCGUGGGAUGAUUUUGAGAAAGAGGAACA